CAUGCUACUUCGACUAGGAGGUACUAGAUGACCACGCAUAAUUCCUGUGCUUCUGCUUCUGGUUGUGGUACCAGGUAAGUAACUAGAAGAACAAACUAAGUACUAUAGUUUCUAACUCAGGUUGGGGUGAAAGAGAGACCCAUGCGCAUUCUGUUGGAUACGGGCUCGUCGGACAACUGGGUCGUCAAAAGCCCAUAACGUGCAAGUCAUCUGUAUGGGGAGGAGGAGAGGGAGAGGGCACCGCUUCAGUCGACUGGGUUGGUUUCCGCGAACCACAAAACUGCUCGGCGAUGUUUCACUGUGUACAUCUUCAGGACGCAAGGCAUAAGAUGAAUGUCGAAGACAGUGAUGUCAUGUCCGCGAAUAUAAUGAGUGAACGCGAAAAGCGUUUACCAGAAAAAUUGCUUUUCGACUCCGUUCUCGAUAUAAUUAACAGCUCAUCGGCUAGUACCACAGCAACGCAGCGCGUUGUAGAAGCAAGAGUCGAUCAUUUUCCAGUUUACUAG
Molecule: messenger RNA, 506 nt
Organism: Amoebophrya sp. A25
Lineage: Eukaryota; Dinophyceae; Syndiniales; Amoebophryaceae
Source: the annotation of a GenBank genome assembly